AUGCUUGGCCUAUUCAAGGCCACAGUGGUGCUGGCACCAGUGCUGAAGUUGGCGUUGGCCGCCGCCGUACCCACCAGUAUUGAUCAUGUUACCCCAUCGAGUUCGUUAGUUACACUUGAAUUGGGUGGAACCUCGGACCGUAGUCCACUUGAGCACACAGCCCUCGAGUUGCGCAUUUUCGAGUCAACUACGCCUUGUGGCCAGGGCAAUGUUACGCUUAAUGGAGAGCCGCUGCUGCGAGAUGAUUUGGGGUUAGGAUCAGGUUCCCUAGCUACUGACAGCGGAAAUGUACUUGCAGCUAGCUGGAAGUUCACUUGCGUGCAUCUUGAAGGGGAUUCCAAAGUUCAACUAUUGUCCGUCCAUAUUCUUUCUGUUGACAGGGAGGAUGUCGACGACGUUGCCUUCUCGGUCCAGUUUCAGCAGACCUCGCCGGUCUCCAUCUCAUACAUCGAUGGUGCUACGAUAAAGACACAAUUGCUGUCUACAUCUAGCUCACCAGAGACUUCGGUCCCAAGCUUAGAGGAUGAACUGGCCGAAUUACAGAUGCUAAAGCAACAGCUGCUAGCGCUUGAGCAUUCUAUUGCCUUGAAAGUUACCCACAUUUCUAGCACCUUCAACUUGGGUCAAGCUGAGAAACUACUUUCAGAUUGCGACAAUCUGAAGUGUUUCUUCAAUACGAUAUAUGAUCAAAUGAAAACCAUGGCUAGUAAAGUAUAUCACGGCAGUGAGGGAACGCCGAGUGCAAUAGCUAGUCAACCUGGUGGCUCCCGCUGGCCGACCAGCACCGGCGGACAACGCCCACUGAAAGAGGCCGAUGAUGACAAACAACUUGAAACCAUUCCUUCGCCUGAACAGCCUGGAAAAGUUGGUAACCAGGACAAAGUGACAGGGUCUAUAUCUAUAACCAAUAAUGAGGUCGAUCAAUUUCAACAGUCGCUUAUCAAUGGUUCUCACCAGGUCCGACAUAUCUUGGUUUGGGUUGUUAUAUCUUUGGCCAUCCUCAUCAACCUCACAAUCAUGAUACUUAUGUUUCAAUGCGUGCGGCUUCUACGUCAACGGCGCCAAGCCCGAUGGGAGAAGCGGCGCCGUCAGCUGCGUGAAUCUCGCGAUGCCUGUAAUGCUCUCGUUGCAACCAAGUACCUGGAUCUAAUACAAUGGCUUCGAGGUGAGCCAACGCGUGAGACCAUCGAGGAUCAAGAAAAAGAUGCCAUCAUGAGACGUAUAAACGAGCCAAACAGUGAUGAGGAGUCCUCGGAUACCUUAUCCAUCAGUAUGGAGGAAGAGAUCGCCCAAUUUCGUGCUGCGGCGGGGUUUGUAGAAACUUUAGUGGCAGAAGAAGGACGGGGAAGAGGUCUGAUACCUAAUCGUUUCCCUUUUGCCCGACCACGCCGAGCCUCGACACCUUCAAGCAUGUCUUCGUGCCCGACCUAUAGAUCUGUGGAUGAGUCUUUGCCUGCAUACGACGAAAACUGCUCGCCAGAAUAUGUCGUUGAUGGAUUCCGUUAUACACCUGGUAGCUCGACACAUGGCAACUCAUCACCUAGGAGUUCUUCACCUAGAAGUUCAGCUUCAGAAGACUCAACGACAUGUUCAUCGCUGGACGAGAAUGUGGAAAAGAAGGACUGA
This is a messenger RNA of Xylaria bambusicola, 1626 nucleotides long. RefSeq lists its product as uncharacterized. NCBI's taxonomy places the organism in Eukaryota, Fungi, Ascomycota, Sordariomycetes, Xylariales, Xylariaceae. The transcript has 4 exons. The coding region runs from base 1 to 1626 and encodes 541 amino acids. The record is from RefSeq and is a predicted model, not a curated record.